Meleagris gallopavo (turkey) is the source of this 3635-nucleotide messenger RNA. The record is from RefSeq and is a predicted model, not a curated record. NCBI's taxonomy places the organism in Eukaryota, Metazoa, Chordata, Aves, Galliformes, Phasianidae.
UCUUUCUCUGUCUUCCUGUAGGUUAUAACCCUGGAAGGAUGGGUUGACAUCAUGUACUAUGUGAUGGAUGCACAUUCUUUUUACAAUUUUAUAUAUUUUAUAUUGCUUAUAAUUGUCGGUUCCUUCUUCAUGAUUAACUUGUGCCUGGUUGUGAUAGCAACACAGUUUUCUGAAACAAAGCAGCGGGAGAACCAGCUGAUGCAGGAGCAGCGGGCCCGUUAUCUCUCCAAUGACAGCACAAUUGCCAGCUUCUCAGAGCCAGGUAGCUGCUACGAGGAGCUGCUGAAGUACAUCUGCCACAUCUUCAGGAAGGUGAAACGGCGGACGAUACGCCUGUACAAUAACUGGCAGAGCAAACGCAGGAAAAAAGUUAACCCAAACAACACCACAAACGGGCAGAGCCGCCGAAGCAAAAAGCGCAUCACCUCCAUUCACCAUCUCAUCCACCACCACCACCACCACCAUCACCACCACUACCACAUCAGCAAUGGGAGCCCGCGGGGGCCGCGCUCCAACCCGGAGAUCUGCGACCUGGAACUCAAGGUGAUGAAGCCUGGCGGGCAGCUGAUGCUCCCUUCUCCAUCACCCAACUUGCAGAGCCCGGCGCCUCCUCCAGACUCGGAGUCUGUGCAUAGCAUUUACCACGCAGACUGUCACGUUGAAGGACCACAAGUGAACUGUAAGUCUUCCAAUGCCCCUGCAAGCAUUAAACUCACUACUGGACUCUCCAACCGUGGCAACAUGAAUUAUCCUACCAUCCUGCCUUCACCAACUAGCAAAGCCAGUUCUGUCCCAGUUCCCAAAGGAAAGAAGAAUGGCAAUUCACCUGUGGCUGUAGUUAAUAGCCCUGUAACUUUGGGCACGGAUUCUUAUGGGAAGCUGCAGCAACUGGUAGGAGAGCAUGGUCUGCGGAGGACUCCCAGCCGGCUGUCAGGGCUGAGCGUGGCCUGCCCACUGCCCAGCCCGCCGGGCGGCACGUUGAGCUGCGAGCUGCAGGACUGCCCUUUCUGCGCCAGCCUCCUGGAGGACCCCGAGUUCGCCUUCAGUGAGUCCGACAGCUGCGACUCCGACAGCAACGGCAUCUACGAGUUCACCCAGGACCUGCGGCACGGCGACCACAGGGACCAGCUGCAGCAACAGCGGGGCAGGAGGAAGAGGAAGAAAAAGAAACCCAAGGAGAGGAACAAGGUCACCCGCCUGUGGAAGGCAUUCGGCAGCAAGCUGAAGAGGAUCGUGGAGAGCAAGUACUUCAACCGAGGGAUCAUGAUCGCGAUCCUCAUCAACACGCUGAGCAUGGGCAUCGAGUACCACGAGCAGCCAGACGAGCUGACCAACGCCUUGGAGAUCAGUAACAUCGUCUUCACAAGCAUGUUUGCCCUGGAGAUGCUCCUGAAACUCCUUGCCUUUGGCCUCUUCGGCUACAUCAAGAACCCGUACAACAUCUUUGAUGGGAUCAUAGUUGUCAUCAGUGUCUGGGAGAUCAUCGGGCAGUCGGACGGCGGUCUUUCCGUGCUCCGAACUUUCCGGCUGCUCCGGGUGCUGAAGCUGGUGCGCUUCAUGCCUGCCCUCCGUCGCCAGCUGGUGGUCCUCAUGAAGACAAUGGACAACGUUGCCACCUUCUGCAUGUUGCUCAUGCUCUUCAUCUUUAUUUUCAGCAUUCUCGGCAUGCAUCUUUUUGGAUGCAAGUUCAGUCUGAAGACUGAUACAGGAGACACAGUUCCAGAUAGAAAGAAUUUUGAUUCCUUGCUUUGGGCCAUUGUGACAGUAUUUCAGAUCCUCACUCAAGAGGACUGGAAUGUGGUCCUGUACAAUGGAAUGGCAUCAACGUCUUCAUGGGCAGCGCUCUACUUUGUGGCCCUGAUGACCUUUGGCAAUUACGUGCUCUUCAACCUUCUGGUUGCCAUUCUGGUGGAAGGCUUCCAGGCAGAGGGGGAUGCCAAUAGGUCAGACACAGAUGAGGACAAGACAUCUGCCAACUUUGAUGAUGAUUUUGAGAAGCUGAAAGACCUCCGUGCAACAGAGAUGAAGAUGUAUUCACUUGCUGUCACCCCGAAUGGGCACCUGGAGGGCAGGGGCAGCAUGCCACCCCCUAUAAUCAUGCGCACCGCUGCCACACCGAUGCCCACACCGAAGUGUUCCCCACACGUGGAUUCAGUGCACACUUUUGUGGACUCAAGGAGAGGGAGUAAUGCUUCUCUAGAUCCCCUGACCUACGAUCAGAAGUCCUCGUCCAGCCUCCGCAGUUCCCCUUGUGCCAACUGGGGUACCAACAGCAACUGGGGAAGCCGACGCUCAAGCUGGAACAGCCUGGGCAGAGCCCCAAGCCUCAAGAAGAAGAACCAAUCUGGUGAAAGAGAGUCUUUGCUCUCCGGAGAGGGGAAAGGCAGCACAGAUGAUGACUCCGAUGACGCCAAGUCCAGCACGGUCAGCAGGCCCUCACUGCACCGCCGGGCAGAGUCCUUGGAUUACCGCAGCUCCCUAGACCUGCCCGAGCUGCUGCAGCUGCCCCCCAUGCGCCAUUCGCUCAGUAUCAGCCCCAUGGCUGUUCUGCCUGCUGAGUACCAAGACUGCAAUGGCAAGAUGGUGCACGUCCCCAGUGAGUUCUUCCUGCACAUCGAUGGCCAUAAGGAAGAGGCCGUGGACUAUGAGGAUGACAUGGAGGAUAGUUACUGCUACCGGAUUCGUAAAGUCCUGGAGCCCUACAAACCAGCAUGGUGCAAGAGUCACGAGGAUUGGUCCCUCUACUUGUUUUCCCCACAGAAUCGGUUCCGAGUGAUGUGCCAGAAGGUCAUUGCCCACAAAAUGUUUGAUCAUGUGGUGCUGGUCUUCAUAUUUCUCAACUGCAUUACAAUAGCACUAGAGCGACCAGACAUAGAUCCGCACAGCACCGAGAGGAUAUUCCUGAGUGUUUCUAAUUACAUCUUCACUGCAAUCUUUGUGGCUGAAAUGAUGGUUAAGGUAGUAGCUCUUGGCUUUUUCUCUGGGGAGAACACCUAUCUGCAGAGCAGCUGGAACGUCCUGGAUGGAGUUUUGGUCUUCGUAUCCAUCAUAGACAUUAUUGUCUCCAUGGCAUCAGCAGGAGGAGCAAAGAUCCUGGGUGUCCUUCGAGUUUUGAGACUGCUGCGGACCUUGAGACCUCUCCGGUGUGUUCCUGGAUACAGUUUGUUUUGUGUCCAUAAAUCAGGACAUUGGGAAAAAUGUGUAUGAUCCAUCCAUCAAGGCAUUGCUUAAUAACACGAAAAGCUGAAACAUGGUAUCAUCUUUGGGGAGCUCUUAUCUUCAGAAACCGUUUGAAAAGAGUGAAAUUAGUUCUAAUUAUAACUUGUCUUCUCCAGUGUGGAGAAGAGCGGAUGGAGUUUGGAGCGAGUGGUGUUAUCAUACUCAGGUAGUUAGUGCACUGAAUGCCUCCUCCAGCCUGCAAUUUUAUCACCGUUUUACAAAUCAGUCUCUCUCCUUGUUAAACUGUGCAACCUCGCAGCCAUUCCCAAGCAAGGAGGUAGCAUUGGCUGGGAGAGAAUUUGCAAUUGAACAGGUGCUGAUGAUAAUUUGAUAAGCUCAGGCAUCUAUAUCUCCUCUCCUGUGCCUGCAUAUCUAACAUCACUGCAAAACAAUUUAGCUCUCAGCUAGGAAUACGA